This is a messenger RNA of Rasamsonia emersonii CBS 393.64, 1008 nucleotides long. RefSeq lists its product as uncharacterized. NCBI's taxonomy places the organism in Eukaryota, Fungi, Ascomycota, Eurotiomycetes, Eurotiales, Trichocomaceae. The transcript has 2 exons. The record is from RefSeq and is a predicted model, not a curated record. The coding region runs from base 1 to 1008 and encodes 335 amino acids.
AUGUCCAGCAUCCCCCUCGCCAAGCGGUCGAAAGUCAGCGACCUCACUGUCAUCCCCGACAAGUGGGAGUCGUACCCGACUAUCGACCGCUCCAAAGUCCAGUCCUGCUCGUUUGAGCAUCUCACUCCGUCGACGCGCAUCCGGCGCUCGAAACUCAUCAAAAUGACGCUGCAGGCGAGCAGCAGCGGCAGCAGCAGCAGCAGCUCCAUCAAGCGCAGCAAAGUCAGCGACAGUGUCAUUGCAGACUCAAGCAUCAAGAGCAGCAAGCUGUCACACUGCGAGGUCAGGGCUGUCAGACUCGUGAAAUGGUCGAAAGCGCGGGGUUCGCGCCUCGAGCAUGUGCGCCGGCUGAAGCGCAGCGAUGUCGAGGAUAGCACGGUCAGAAACGUCAGACACGUCAAAUGGAGCUCUGUCCGGCGGUCCUUUGUCACCGACACGGCGCGCAUCAAACGCUCGUCGGUGCGGGAUGUCCGCAUGGCCAACAGCGUCGUCGACCGGUCGUCGCUGACGGACUGCAUUGUCGCGAACUGCGAGCUUUACCGGACUAGCUUUACGGGGAUGGUGCUGGAGAACGGCAUAUGGAAGAAUGGGCAGCUGGUGGGCCGGACGAGCGAGAGGGAGGUCGUUGUUCGGCGGAAGACAGAUGCAGAUAAGGAAUACACUCCAUCCACUACCAACGGACAGGCUCAGCCUAACGGUAUCGGGAUCGAGACUGUCGAUCCCAGCACCAGCACGUCUUCGACAGUCCCAGUCACCGUCCCUGAAAGCAAGCAGAAGCAGAAGAAAGCGUCCAAGAAGGAGAAGAAGAAGAAGAAGAAGCUUGUCGACAGCGACAGCGACUCGGACUCGGAUUACUCCUCGUCGUCCAGUUCCUCCUCGUCCAGCUCAUCGUCCGAUAGCGAAAGCGAUGGCGAGGACUUGGUGAGACAUGAUGUCUCUGCGAAAGAUCGUCUUUCGCCUCCUCCGCCGUACGAGGAAAAGAGCAGCGCGCCGGUCGAGCUGAAGUAG